AGGACUGAUGAGAACCAACAAAGGAACACAAGAACAAAAAUAUUGAAUCAACAAGGAGAGAGGAGACAAGCUGGUGAAGAUAGAGAUUUAUCUAGUUAAAUAUCUAUCCAGAAUAUCCACAGGAUUACAAUCACCAUGGUUACACUGGACUUCAGGACGAUGACGGUGCCCGUGGGCAUCGUGCGCAUACUGGAGGUGAUCUUCACCUGCAUCUCCUUCAGCCUGGUGGCGUCGGCGGGCCACAGAACCGACUCCUUCUGGACGUGGUGCAUGUUCACCUGGUGCUUCUGCUUCUGCGUCACCCUCCUCAUCCUCUUCCUGGAGUUCACCAGCCUCGCCGCCAAGUUGCCCAUCUCCUGGGAUGACUUCACGUCCUCUUUUGCCAUGUUGGCUACUCUAAUGGUGUUGGCAGCAUCCAUCAUCUAUCCCGUCUUCUUCACUUGCUCUAGCUGCGGCAAACAGAUUGGCGCCACCGUCAUUUCCUGCCUGGCCUUCAUCCUGUAUGCCAUCGAGGUCGGGCUGACGCGGGCUAAACCCGGCGAGAUUAGUGGAUUUCUGUCCACGGUCCCGGGCCUCCUCAAGGUUCUGGAGGCCUUCGUGGCCUGCAUCAUCUUCAUCUGCUUGGACGACAGCUGGUACUCGAGGUUUCCAGGUCUCCAGUGGUGCGUCGCCGUCUACUCCAUUUGCUUCAUCUUUGCCCUCCUCGUCAUCAUUUUUACUAUCUGUCGCCUUCUGACCCUCUUCCCCGCACCGUUUGACAAAGUCCUGACAUGCUGCAACGUGUUGGCAGUGUUGAUGUACAUCACAGCUGUGGUCAUCUGGCCGCUGUACAGCUUCAAGAACAAUCCCAGGCCGAGCUUCUGCACGAAAGGGGUUAGAUGUUCCUGGGAUAAUUUAGUGGUGAUCACUUUCAUGACCUGUUUCAACCUGGCUGCUUACAUCGCUGAUACUGUUUAUUCUUUUAGGCUGGUGUUCUUCGUCAGCAGAACGUAGGUUGCAAAUACGUCUCAUAUUUCAGGAGCAGGAGAAUGUAAAGCAUCUCUUGUGCGACUUUUGUUAAACAUAUGUUAUUUCACUGUUGUUUUCAUGAUGAUCCCAACACACUCGGGUUUGUUGAUCUGAAUGAGGGUGUCUUUUACCUCUCAUGAUUCUCUGAGGACAUGAGACAACAGUGGUUGUGUCUAUUUUUUUAUGUCAGAAAGAUGUGAACCCGAUCUCUUUUCUAAUGCUUCUUCCUCCUCUGUGAUUUUCACCUGAUCCUUAUUAAUUAUCUCAUUUUGAUACAGCAUUGAUGUGACCACGUCCUUCUCAGUUGAAAACUCAUUAAGUGCAUAUAUUCUUGUUGAUUUCAGCGUGUGAAAUAUGAAUAAAAUGUAGUAAAAGUGUG
This is a messenger RNA of Sebastes umbrosus (honeycomb rockfish), 1387 nucleotides long. Its product is annotated as myeloid-associated differentiation marker homolog. The record is from RefSeq and is a predicted model, not a curated record. The transcript has 2 exons. Lineage: Eukaryota; Metazoa; Chordata; Actinopteri; Perciformes; Sebastidae. The coding region runs from base 136 to 993 and encodes 285 amino acids. Gene Ontology annotation, cellular component: membrane.